This is a messenger RNA of Linum trigynum, 1607 nucleotides long. The record is from the annotation of a GenBank genome assembly. Lineage: Eukaryota; Viridiplantae; Streptophyta; Magnoliopsida; Malpighiales; Linaceae.
ACCCACUCUGUUUCAUCAAGUUCCCAGAUUCCAGAUUCGAUUCUCUGAGGUGUUCAAUGAAAUCAAACACGAAGGAAAAGGUGUUGUCCUAAAGGAAUCGAACAAGCUCUAAAUUAAAGGAAUACCAAUGCGACCCCAGAUAAGAGCAAGCAUCAGAUGAAUGGUCCCUACUCCCUAGUUAAUAGCCACACUCUCAAAGCUGUGUUCUUUAUAUGAACUCUUCACCUGAAUGAAUGGACCUCUGAACCAAAAGAAGCAAGCCUGGCAGCUUUCCUUUUCCAUCUCCUAGCUAGCUACCUCAUCUCGACACAUUCAUCAAACGGCAAAUUCCAACACAGAUUUUUCUCCCAGGGAAGCUCAAGAGGAAUGAAGAAGAGUGCUGUUUUCGUAGCUGCUUGGUUGCUGUUACUGUUUUGUUCGGUAUCAUUAGUUACAGCAGCCGAUCUCAACUUGUCAAAUCCAUCUCCGCAGUUCCCAGGAGGACAAAAUCAUGAUCUGAGUGGCAGGGAAUCAAAACGGGAGCAAUAUUGGGGAGUGGUGGGUUCAUCAAGUAAAGCAUCAGGAACAGGGGGGCUAAAGGGAGGGAAUGGAGGUGCUUCCGACAUUGCUCACAGAGCUCCCCCUGCACCUCACAAAAACUACUCCACUCGUUUAUCAUCAUCCCACUUCUACACCCUCUCCCUCUUCUCUCUUGCACUCACUCUCUACCUUCCACUUUGAUUUCUUCGUAUGGUGCCGAUUCCUGCAGCCAGUUGUGACCUUUGGCAUGUGCUGAUUCUGUAAGGUCUCCAUCCAACUCGUUUGUUUGUGCUCAAUCCGGCCUGUCGACAUUUUGCUUUACUUGGGGUGAAAGUUGCGUGUUAUUUUUGGGCCCUCCUCUAUUCUGCUCUUGUUACUGUCUAGUUCUCUCUGAGUGAGCAAAGUUUGGUCAUGGCUUCGAACUUGGAAAACAAGCAAAUUCAGUUGGGUUGUCUACACUCUUCUUCAAACGCUGAAGUCAGAUGUGAGAAACUCAUCAGAUAGAGAUAAGAUUGUAGCCAUGUUGUGUGUGUACGCAUGUGUAAUACCGCCUUUCAAGUAGACUGGCGGCAAGACUUGUAGUAGUUGUAUAAAUUCGAGGUGUCGAACACCUAGUACCAGAUGAUCUGUUACUCUGAUUAACUCUAUGUAGCACGAUUUGAGAAUGUGCAAUUCUGCAAACGUCUAGUCCAGUACUUUGCAAAUGAUGAACAACAACAGAGAGUAACAGAGCACAACAGAAAAGAGGAGGGGCCAUCAGCCCAUCACAAUUGCAAGCAAGCAGGCACUACGAUCGACCUGACAAUCUUAGAAACAAGUUGGGGCCAACUGGGAUGGAUGAUAAUCCGAAUGCUCUUUCUAUCCAACCACUACCUACUCCACACAUUUUCUGAAACUAUAUCGUGUUUUCGCCCCCUUUAUGAAUGGAGCCACUUUCAUCAUAAUCUUGUAAAGCAGAGUGGUUGAGUCAUCAAUCAGAAACCACGUAAUCGCCUGAAUUGGCGGUAAGCCAUACAUUCUUUGGUUGGAUAGCAAAAGCCACAUAUCUCCUGUUCAUAUAAUUGCACAAAUCAAGCAGGACAGGAAAC